CCGACGGGGCGGUCCGGGCGGUGCGGAGCGAGCGGCGCGGUCGGAGCCGCCGCGGGGCAUGUGAGCUGCGGAACCGCGGCUCGGAGCGAUCGACGGCCGGCGCGGGCUCCGGCAUGGGGCUCGCCCUGCUCCUGCCACUGCUGCUCUCCCGAGCCGGAGAUCUCCUCGCUCUGCCGCGGAGUGACUGCCUAGCAGCAGAGGAGCUGUGCCUCUCGGACUCCACCUGCAAUGCCACCUACAGGGUCCUGGAAAAUUGUGCCCUUGCUAAGACUCGCUUCUCUCCACUGGAUCAUGAUAGCAGGGUCAGAUGUCUGAAUGCAGAGCUGGACCUUGGAAACAGCUCCUUGCUGCACUGCAGGUGUCACCGGCGCAUGAAGAGACAAGAGCAUUGCUUACGCAUUUUCUGGACCGUCCAUUCCAGCAUGACAGAUGGUUAUUUCAAUUUGGAGACGUCUCCCUAUGAGAAUCCAGCAAAUGAAGAACACUGGAAGACAGACUAUAAUAAACUGGCAGCUCUGUUGUCAGGCUCACAGUUAGACAGAGAUGCCACAAAUCCAUGCCUCAAAGCAACUCAUGUCUGUAACCUGAGCAAGAAGUGUGUUCGUCUGCGCACAGACUAUGCCUCUAUCUGCACCAAGGGAGCAGGGAGCGAGGACGCGUGUGACCGUCGCAAAUGCCACAGGGGGCUAAGGAAUUUCUUUGAGAAAGUUCCUGAGGAUUUUACCAAAAGGAUCCUAUUCUGUCCAUGUCAAGAUGAAUUUUGUGGAGAACGACGUCGGAAAACUAUUGUUCCUGAUUGUUCCUUCCAGUCUAACACCAAACCCAAUUGCCUCUGGCUUCUGGAUUCCUGCUUAGAAGACCAUAUCUGCAAAUCCCGACUGGCUGACUUCCAACAAAAUUGUCAACCUACGGACAUGUCUCCAGAUGGUUGCACUCAGCACAACCAUGCUGCAUGCCUGCAGGCUUACAUGGGGAUGAUUGGCACGCCCAUGACGCCCAACUAUGUCAGUAACUCCAGUGUGGAGGUGUCCCUGUGGUGCACAUGUGAGAGCAGCGGCAACCAGAAGCAGAAGUGUGACCAGAUACUCGGCAUGUUUGAGAGCAACAAAUGCCUUGAAAAUACCAUUUGGUCUCAAAUGCACCUGAAGCAGACAGCUCUAGAAAGACAGAAAGACUCAUUGUAUUCAUCUUCCCUAAGCUUCCAAGGAGACAGUGCCAGCGCAUCUCUUGCUUCAGAAAUGUCACAGGUGUCUGAAGGGAAGACACAACGCGACAUCUCUGAACACAGCAAUAUGCCUAUGGCAUCCUCUGUUUAUUCUGGAGCUUCUAUUUCUUGGCCGUCUAUGGCUCUAUUCCUGCCCCUAUUGCUGAGCCCAUGUUAAAUUGGCAUAAAUGGCAUCUUUCCUUUCCAUAUUAUUAAUGGUAUUCCAUAUCCAGACACCUCCCACUGCUGAUUUACGUUUGGGAAAUGGAAGGCUUCCAGAAAAGAGGACUGGAACAGCCUUAAUGCAGAAUGGCAGUCACUGAAGACCUCCCUCGAGCUUGCACAUCACUUUCCCCCAGUCAUUUUGCACUGAGCUCUGUAGAUAUGGUGCCCUACAUCACUUCUAAUAUUUUAGUGCAGUAUUUUAAAACAAAGGCCUGGAUUCUGUCAGAACUUGUGCAGGGUUUGUUUCUGCCUGCAAGGAAGGACCUGACAUGGUAUGUCCUACCACCCCACCGUCCGGAGCUCUUCCUCGGGCGUACAAUCAUGGAAUGGGCUAGGCUGGAAAGAACCUUUAAAGGCCAUCUAGUCCAACUGCUCUGCAAUGAACAGGGACAUCUUCAACCAGAUCAGGUUGCCCAAAGCCUCAUCCAGCCUUCCCUGCCUCCUCUUCUGUGGAGGGGGCACCGACAACUUCUCUUGGCAAUCUGUGCCAGUGCCUCACCACCCUCAUUGCAAAAAAUUCUCUUCCUCAUGUCCAAUCUAAAUCUGUCCUCUUUCAGUUUGAAACCAUUUCCCCUUGUCCUGUCAUUACAAGCCCUGGUAAAAAGCCUCUCUCUGUCUUUCUGGUGAUCCCCUUUAUAUAUUGAAAGGCUGCAGUAAGGUCUCCCCAGAGCUUUCUCUUCUCCAGGCUGAACCACCCCAACUGUCUCAGCCUGUCUUCAGAGGAGAGCGGUUCCAGCCCUCUGACCAAUUUUGUGGCCUCCUCUGGAUCCGCUCCAACAGAUCUGUUUGUCUUGUAGCAGGCACCCCAGAGCUGAACGCAGGGCUGGGUAGUGUGAGAUAGAGUACAGGGGAAGCCUCGCCUGUCUUGACCUGCUGGCCAUGCUUCCUUUUGUGCAGCCCAGGAUACAACACAGCUUUCUGGGCUGUGAGCACACAUUACCAACUCGUAUCCAAUUUUUCAUCCACCAGUAUUGUCCAGACCUUUUCUACAGGGCUGCUCUCAAUCCAUUCAUCCUCCAGCCUGUAGUGAUAUUGGGGAUUGUCCUAACCCACAUGUGGGACCUGGCCUUCUUGAACUUCAUGAGGUUCAUGUGGGCCCACUCGUCCAGACUGUCAAGCUGUAGAGUACAACAUACUAUCCUGAAGACUGGAAAUCCAUGUUCCAGGUUGCAAGUAAAGCUCAAUAAACAUAUAGUCCCUUGUAAACACCAGUUCUGGAUUACUUUCAGUUCCCUUUUCAAUUCUAUUAUUUUAAGUAUAUGAAAAACACCAUCCCAGGUCAAGGACACUAUACUACAGUUUAUACUCUUGCUCAUUUCUGGUUUGCCCCCUGCAAUGUAGAUACAUAUAAUCAUCCAUUAUCAUGACUAGCAACAGACUUGGGUUUUAUGGGUUAAGAUGGAUUUCUGUGCUCACUCCCAGUACAUUUAGUCUUACCUAGCAAAGAUGACCUUGCGUGACUUCAGGACGGAACUUCUUAGUAAUGCUCCGAGAGUAUAUAGCUCAUUGAAGCUGCAUUGACCACAAAACCCAUGGGACAUUGAGACAUGAAAAUCUUGGAGCUGCAUGUACCUUUUACCUCUCCACACACCCAAGUUGUCCUUGUUCUCUUCCAUGCUGCCUGUCCAAUUUCCUCUGCCAAGCUGUUUCAUAACCUGUUUAUUCUGAGUGUAAAUUUGUGCACUGUAUAACUGUUAUUUUGUAUCGCAUUUGUUUGUCGUGUUAAGUGAAUAUUGAUUUCUGAGCAUAGGUUAAUAGUCCACGAUCAGUUGUGUGCAAGAGUUGCCUCAUCAGCCAGCCUACACUUCCAGGAGAACAUGAAACUCAGCUCAAAGCAAAUGUCCACGCACACGUAUAGUGCCCCUUGCUCAUCCUAUGAGAUGCAACAGACCCAAACAGUAUUGUGUGCCGCAAAUGCUAUUACAGUCCUGAACAGAUGCAAACAGGCAGAUAUUUUUUACCCUGUCCUUUUAUCUGUUGCCAGGAAAACACCAGCUGGGUGCUACACUGUGGUUAUCAGUCACUGAUUGACACCUUCUUAUUACAGAAACUUACACCGUCACAUGUAUUGGAGUAGUUGUCCUCCUGCAGUACUAAUAUUUCCAUUUCAAAUUCCAGCCUUCUCUUUACUUCCUGGGCAGAUAGGGUGAGCAUAUCACUGUGUGGAGCAGAACCAUCUCCUCUGGCACGCAGAGAAGCAACAUCCUAUUUCCAUGCACUAGGAACAAACAUCAUGUCUUCUUAAUUAAGAGGAGUACAAAUGCUGGUAUUUCCAAUUAUCUAGAGAAAUAUGGCAGUUUGUAUCAAGAGACAGCACUAUUUCCACAUAUUUGCUACCAUUCUUUAAUAGAAACAAGAGCCCAUGUUGCCAUAUUCUAAUGUCCACAUUAGACCAUUCUCCAUAUGUUGGGACUAAAACCACUACAGUCAAGAGUCUUGAUAAAUAAGAGCAUCUGUUAUCUCCAGAAUUUAGUGGAGAAUGACAGGGAAGAAGAAAAUGUUGUUCUUCCCGAUAUUGCACAAAUUAGUGCGGAUAUUUCUUAGAAUAAUGGAGUAGAUUUCCCUGAGCCAUCUGUACCAUACACACACUGUACUGCAUUCAUCUUCCACUCAUCUGCUCUGUGAUCUUUCCUCUUUCCCCAUGACAGCACUCUAAGACAGGUUGAUAUGGAGAAACGUAUUAGCAUUUUGUUGUUCAUAGUCAAGGCACUGUGAGCCUUUAGCCCUUUACCCCUGCUAAGAAGGCUGAUUGCAAUUCCAGACUCCUCCCAUGUCCUGGACUACACAGCAAAAUGCUUGACACUCAGACAAAUCCUGCUCUAGGCUGAAAUGAAAGCAAAACAUGUCAGUUUUGUUUUUUUCUCCAACUAUCCUAUGUCCCUUUCACAUGUACCUAGGAACCUUUAUAUGCAUGGCUGCCUCUUAAGCUUAUUCAUCAAUACCUGCAAAUAAAAUUCACCUCUAAAUACACCUGCAUUCACAUGUAUCCACACUGCUAUGAGUACAAAUCCAUUUUCACUCAGACUUUUGUAACACCUGAUCUCCAAACAUCACAGUUAUUCAGCUACAUAGGAUACAUGCAUGCGCAAGUAUAACUGCUACUAAGAAAUGUCAUGCCAGUAUUGGUAUCAGUUCAGCUCUGUUAGCACCACCAAUGUUCAAAGACUGGCAUAGUUACUUAAACCCAUUCAGAACAGGCCUUACUAACCAUACUGCAGGACAUCACAACCCUCCCUCAGCUUCUUUGCCCCAGAAACUGGAAUACAACAUCCUGUGAGUACCUUUGGUUUAAGUACAAAACUAAUCUAAUUGAGAUUCUCUACCCUGACGGUCUUAAUGUUGAGCUCUUAGCAAGCAUAUAAAAGGAGGGAACCUUCUAAUUGUUGCAAUGUAGAUUAUUUUUAAAAGUGUAACAUAAUGCCAGAUCUCACUGAUAAAAUUUAUCUCGCAGCUCUAGAAGUCUCCUGCCUUCCUUCACAUUUAAUAGAAGCUUCACUCCUUGUGUACUGCUUGCAGCAGUACAGAAAAGAAAUUUAAAGAACAUAGUUGGACAGAAUCUCUUGCAAAGUAAUCUUAAUAACAGCUUUUACAGAGGUCACUCACUGUAAGGUACAAUGGUUUCUGAUAUAGCUGUAGAUCCCUUAACAUGGUCUAGUGUAGCAUUCUCAAAGGUCAUUUGUGUGAUCCUUCUCCAGUAGUGAGCUUAGUCACUGUGUUGGGUAAGUUGUUGAUACCAAAGAUAAGCCUUCGAUUUGAAAGUCUGAAACUAUUCUGCCCUUGCCUCAUUAAAAUAAUUCCUACUGCCUCCAGAAAAUGUGUGUUUCAGUAAGAACCAAGUGACUGCAGUUUUCCUUUUGAGGGGGACGACAAUAUGGAUCACAGAUGAGAUAAAGCUGAGCUUUACUUCAAACAGUAAUUCCUGGCUACAGAUCCCUGGCAUGACUCUAAAACCUGUUGACAGGAAAAGGUAACCUCGAGCUGACAACACUCAUAGCUUCAGCACCUAUGAGGAAUGAAAGUCUCUUUUCCAAUACAUCCUAACAAUCACCAAGUUGCUCUGUUUGCUAAAAUGGUAGCAACUUUACACAGGAGCAAGAAAGAAGACUGUCAAAGUGAUCUUUGAGGUGUCCCUGAACGAGAUAGAACUCUUGGGGCGACAAUGGAGAAGAAGAGAGCCAACCAGCACCACCACAAAGCUCAACAGGAGCGUUUGGCACUGCUAUGGAAUCAAACCCAGCCUCUGUUCUACAGUUGCUUUCCCCAUUGAAACAGAGCCUGGUAAACA
Molecule: messenger RNA, 5714 nt
Organism: Cuculus canorus (common cuckoo)
Lineage: Eukaryota; Metazoa; Chordata; Aves; Cuculiformes; Cuculidae
Gene: GFRA3
Product: GDNF family receptor alpha 3
Exons: 8
Coding region: 114-1382 (422 amino acids)
Biological process (GO): nervous system development
Cellular component (GO): external side of plasma membrane; signaling receptor complex
Molecular function (GO): signaling receptor activity
Source: RefSeq, a predicted model, not a curated record